CCAUCAUAAUCAAUUUUGACUAUAAGCAAUACAAUCACUUCUCACAAAUUAUUUGCUGAAAUUAUUAUUUGGGUUUUCAUUUGUUUUUUCUGAGGUAUAAAAAUGGAGAAGAAAGGUGCUGGUGGAAGAAAGGGUGGUGGUCCAAAGAAGAAGCCAGUUACAAGAUCUGUUAAGGCUGGAUUACAGUUUCCGGUGGGUAGAAUUGGUCGUUAUUUGAAAAAGGGUCGUUAUUCUCAGCGAAUUGGAACUGGUGCUCCUGUUUAUCUUGCUGCUGUUCUUGAGUAUCUUGCUGCUGAGGUAUUGGAAUUGGCUGGAAAUGCAGCAAGAGACAACAAGAAGAAUAGAAUUAUACCAAGGCAUGUUUUGUUAGCUGUGAGGAACGAUGAAGAACUCGGAAAACUUCUAGCUGGUGUAACCAUUGCUCAUGGAGGUGUUCUUCCUAACAUCAAUCCAGUUCUUUUGCCUAAGAAAUCCGAUAAAGUUGGAAAAGAACAUGCUAAAUCACCAUCUAAGGCUACCAAAUCACCACGAAAGGCCUAAAUUUUUGACGAACAACUUCUCAUUGGGCAAUGGAGAUUGUACUAAAGUUGUAUGAAUUAGGAUUUAUGACUUCGUUUUUGUUUCUAAUAAUCUGUUAAUGUAUGUAGUUUUGGUAUCUAUUACUGCUUGUUGUAGGACUUGAAAAUCUGUUGAAAACUAGGAACAGUUUAUUUAUUUUAUGUUUUGUAAAACAAAUGAUUUGCAGUUAAUCAAGUAUUACUUCAGUGGUUAAA
Messenger RNA from Solanum dulcamara, 773 nucleotides. Its product is annotated as histone H2A-like. NCBI's taxonomy places the organism in Eukaryota, Viridiplantae, Streptophyta, Magnoliopsida, Solanales, Solanaceae. The record is from RefSeq and is a predicted model, not a curated record. The coding region runs from base 103 to 540 and encodes 145 amino acids. The transcript is spliced from 2 exons. Gene Ontology annotation, cellular component: nucleosome. Gene Ontology annotation, molecular function: protein heterodimerization activity; DNA binding; structural constituent of chromatin.